AAGUAUCAUUUUACUUAUAAAUAUUGAAACUGAUGAAAUUGAUAGUGAUAUAGCUGAAUUUUCCGAAACAGUUAAAAAGGCAUCAACAGAUUUGGUAAAUCAAAGUGUUUCAAUAACUAGUUUAAUUAAAAAUGGCCUUGAUAUUAAUUUUUUAAUUAAAGAGCAUGAAAGGCAUGAUGCAUAUAAUAGUCAUCCUAUUUUAUGUCAAACUAAAACAUCAAGUUCCCAAAAUAUUACUAAUAAAAAUACUAUUCAACCAAACAAA
This is a messenger RNA of Funneliformis geosporum, 265 nucleotides long. NCBI's taxonomy places the organism in Eukaryota, Fungi, Glomeromycota, Glomeromycetes, Glomerales, Glomeraceae. The record is from the annotation of a GenBank genome assembly.